CUGCGGCACGGAGACCGCACCCUCCUACGAUUUCGACUUCGUUAACGUCCUGAACUUCCAGUCUGCCCGCCCCGUGCGUCCAGCGACUCGCAGGCGACUCCGCCGUGCACGCGCCCAACUUGAUGGCGGCAGCAGAAACUGCAUAGACCUUUCUCUCUCCCACAGCAAGCUCUCCGUGUGGACGUCAUGGACGACUACGACUACAGCCAUGGUCAUGGUCGGACCCCCAUGAGAGAGUCACCACCCAUGUUGAGAGCUCCAGCCCGUGAACGUGACUCUGACUAUCGCUCUGGUCAGGACGCGUAUCGCGGCGAGAGGCGCCGCUCGCCGGACCGCCGACGCGACCGUCGACGUUCGCGCUCUCCAGCACCCAUCGAUCGUUACCAGCCUGAUCGUGUGCGUGAUGAGUAUGCAUACAGCGCCCGUGGCCGUGAUGAGCCACAUCACCAGCGACGACGCUCAUCACCACAGCCAAUUGACCGCUAUGUGCCAGGCGAACGACCUGAGCACGUACCCAUCCUCGUCAACCCAAUGCCUGAUCCGAUGAAGUUGGACAUCCAGGUGGGAUUCACCUGGUUCGCAGAGUGGUGGCGCACCGAGCAGCGCAUCAAGGAAGAGAAAGAGAGAGCGAAGACGGGACGCCCGCCACCGCGUCUCCGAGGGGAGCGGGAGUCCAAAGAGGAUCGCGAGACUGAGCGGCCUAAGAUACAGGCUGCAUACGACCAGUACAAGGAGAACUUGCAGCGUCUACAGGCUCAGACAUUUGUGCGUCUGCAUAAGAAUGAGGAUUGGUUCCGAGAGCGCUAUGUUCCCGAGUCGCGUGAUGCGUUCAGGAAGAAGCUAAUGAGCUAUCGCAAAGGUCUAUUCGCGCAAUGGGAGCAUGAUCUGACCAAUGGCGUCUUCGACGAUUUCACGUUGGAAGGAAUCUACAAGACCGAAUCCAAUGGGCAAGGUGGUAUCGUGGAGCGCGAGGAGGGCGAAACUAAUGCUGCGACAGAAGUUUUGGGUGUUGGUGACUUACUCCCCUCCAAAGGUGCCGAUCUUCGCGAUCCAGCGUCGCUGCAGCCCACCUUGCUCAUCAAGACCAUCGCUCCGACUGUCACGCGCGAGAAAUUCGAGAGUUUUGCGAAAGAGCAUCUAGGCGAAGGCGCUUGCGGCUUCAGCCACUUGUCUCUUUCAGACCCCAAUCCGCUCAAGAAGUGCCAUCGAAUGGGAUGGAUCAUCCUGAACUCAACACCCGAGCAAGGCGCUGAUGCCUCCGCGGAUGACAGCAAGGCUGAACAGAACAGCAAUGGCUUGGGCGAUGGAAAAGAAGGCACGACAGCAGACGCAGAUCCCAAAGCUAUCACUCAGAAGCAGAGCUCCAGCGAGAAGGCUCUCGAGAAGAUCAACGGCAAAACGAUAGAGGAUCCAGACCGUGGAAACUUCACGGUCCACUGCGGCGUCCACCGUCCACCAGAUGCUCCUCGGAAGAAAGCACUGUGGGACUUGUUUUCAGCGUCCGAACGCAUUGCUCGGGAUUUGGAGCUGGCCACUCGCCUUGUCCGUAAGCUCGACAAUGAACUCGGCGAUGAGUAUUUUGGCGUGGCGAAGAUUGAAGAACGCGUUCACGACCUGUCAGAGCAAGGUUUGCUGAAGCCUGAGCAGCCUGCCAAGCCUGAAAAAGACCCAGAUACGAUGGAAGCCGAGGUUGAAGAUGGGGAAGAAGAAGACGACGAGGGCAUGGUCGAGGAAGACGAUGCCGACGACGAAGAGCUUCUGAUCAAAAAGAAGAAGCUGGACCUCCUGGUGGAGUAUCUGCGUCGUGUCUAUAACUUCUGCUUCUUCUGCGUUUUUGAGUCCGACUCAGUGCAUGAACUGCAGCGCAAGUGUCCUGGUGGACAUUUGCGCAGGCCGCGUGCCAGUCUGACCUCAGCUGCCAAGGAGACAGGAAGAGCCAGUGCUUUGUCGGAAGCAUUCCCUCUCAGAAAGAGAGCAGGUUACAAGCCGGAUGGGGAAGAAGAGCCAGAGAUGGACACCAAGGACGAGAGUCCUGUGGAAGAGAAGAAAACGCUUUCCAUGAAGCCAUCCACCAAAAUGGUGCAGCAGCUGCAGCGUGCCUUCAAUUGGGUGAAGACGUUCGAGGACAAGAUCCUGCAAAUUCUGGAGCCAGACAACGUAAACAUUCGUAAGCUCGGAGGCACGCCGUUGGAAGAAGGUGUGGAGAAGGAGCUUGCAAAGUUCGUGCUACAGGAAGAUGUCAAUAAGUUCCGCUGCAAAGUCCCAGAGUGCACCAAGCUUUUCAAAGGAACCGAGUUUUGGCGCAAGCACGUUGAGAAACGUCACGCCGAUUUCCACGAGCGUAUACGCAAUGAAGUCGAACUCGUCAACACUUACGUGCUCGAUCCGGCGCACAUUGCUCCAAGCAGAAGCGAUGCCAACUCCAAUGGACACUUUCCACCGAGCAACCAUGCACCGACUGGCACGCCACGAGGCUUCCAGCUCAACCAGCAGUUCCCAAUGGGCUUCCCCAUGACCGCUGGGCUGACUCCCGGUGGUACACCUGGCAUGCCGCCGAUGUUUGCAGGUCAGCCGAUGGGCAUACCAGGCGUUUGGACACCUGGAAUGGCUCUCGGUAGCGGUGGGCCGAUGCGCACCAACAACCGCAUGCAAGGUGGUGCCUAUCGAAUGCCUGGUCCUUAUGCGCGCAACGGCAGAGGACGAGGCCCUUCGAUGAGCAGCGGACGUCCUAUGGGUAUGAUGGAAGGCGGCACCGCAACGAUGGGUCCAAACGAGGCCGUGGUAGGUCGCAGCUUGAGAAGCUACGAAGACCUGGAUGCGGACAAGGAGCAGAGUACGGGAGAACUAAAUUACUGAUCUCCUGGAGAACGGAGUGCAGGUGAACGGGGAAGGGCAAAAUGAGCGCCACAACAGAAGACAUUGUGUGCAGAAAACUGUGAAGCUGUGUAGUGUUUUAUGGUAAAGCUCGCACUGUUCGAGAAUAUCGACGGGUACCUAGACACAGGAUUGCUGGCCUCUACUCUCCCUACCUUACCUUCACUUCCCUUUCUCCCUGUCAGGCGCGAGACGCAUCGCGACUGUUCAGGAAGAUAUCUCUGUACAAGCUCUAGAGAAAGUUCAGGUACCUUAGGUAUCAUACUUAAGUUUAC
Sphaerulina musiva SO2202 is the source of this 3149-nucleotide messenger RNA. RefSeq lists its product as uncharacterized. The record is from RefSeq and is a predicted model, not a curated record. The transcript is spliced from 3 exons. NCBI's taxonomy places the organism in Eukaryota, Fungi, Ascomycota, Dothideomycetes, Mycosphaerellales, Mycosphaerellaceae. The coding region runs from base 187 to 2856 and encodes 889 amino acids. Gene Ontology annotation, cellular component: nuclear body. Gene Ontology annotation, biological process: mRNA processing; primary miRNA processing.